Glossina fuscipes is the source of this 2226-nucleotide messenger RNA. RefSeq names its product phosphoacetylglucosamine mutase (gene nst). Gene Ontology annotation, molecular function: magnesium ion binding; phosphoacetylglucosamine mutase activity. Gene Ontology annotation, biological process: carbohydrate metabolic process; UDP-N-acetylglucosamine biosynthetic process. NCBI's taxonomy places the organism in Eukaryota, Metazoa, Arthropoda, Insecta, Diptera, Glossinidae. The record is from RefSeq and is a predicted model, not a curated record. The transcript has 3 exons. The coding region runs from base 115 to 1764 and encodes 549 amino acids.
AACGUAUAAGAUAAAAAAAUUUAGUCUUAAUCGAGAUUUGGUCAUUUUCUUUUGUGAACGCAGACUAUUAUUCAAAUAGAUAAGUCAUUUCUUGAGAGAAUAUACGAUUAAAAGAUGUCGAUUAAUUUAAAAACAAUUUAUGCUUUUGCUAGGGAAAUGUAUCCCAAAAAAUCUAUUGAACGGUUCCAAUACGGAACAGCUGGAUUUCGUGGAAAUGCAGAUUUCUUAGAUAGUGCUAUGUUUCGUAUGGGCGUAUUAGCUACCUUAAGAUCACGUGUCUUAGGUGGCUCUGUUGUUGGUGUUAUGAUUACCGCCUCCCAUAAUCCAGAACCAGAUAAUGGUGUAAAACUCAUUGAUCCCAAAGGUGAAAUGUUAGACCCGAAUUGGGAAGAUAUUGCUACGGAACUUGUAAACGUUUCCGAUCAAGAGCUUGAAGAGCAAGUAGCCAAAAUAAUCAAAGAAAAUAAAAUUGAUGUCAGUUCUCAAUCAAAUGUAUAUGUUGGUAUGGAUAAUCGUUAUCAUAGUCCACGUUUGCUCAAAGCUGUGUCAGAUGGCGUGAUUGCAUUGAAAGGUAAUGUCAAAGAAUAUGGUAUUGUAACAACACCGAUGAUGCAUUACUUUGUGGUAGCCACUAAUUCGAAAGGUGUUUACGGUCAAGCCACAGAGGAGGGAUACUAUAACAAAUUAAUAACAGCCUUUGAAAAGAUACGUGGCAAUAAAUUGGAAAAUGAUAAAUACCGAAAUUACUUGUUAUUCGACGGCGCUAAUGGUGUAGGUGCUCGAAAAAUGUUACAUUUUAUUAAACGUAUGCACAAGUCUCUAAACGUGGAGGUUUUUAAUAAAGGCGAUGGCAAGAUAAACCACGAAUGUGGAGCUGAUUAUGUAAAGGUCCAACAACGUUGUCCUGUAAAUAUGCCUGUAACAGAUUCCAAUGUUCGUUGUGUCAGUGUGGAUGGCGAUGCAGACCGCGUCGUCUAUUUCUUCACAGAUAAUGAUGGCAUUUUUCAUUUAUUAGAUGGCGAUCGUAUAGCUACCUUGGUAGCUGAUUAUUUAAUAGAUUUGGUAAAAAGUUGUGAGCUUGAGCUAAGUAUGGGCUUAGUUCAAACUGCAUACGCUAAUGGUGCUUCCACAGAUUAUAUUGUCAAUAAACUUAAAGUGCCAGUAAGUUGUGUUUCUACUGGUGUUAAACAUUUACAUCAUAAAGCUUUGGAAUUCGAUAUUGGUAUAUAUUUCGAAGCUAAUGGUCAUGGAACUAUAAUAUUUAGUACCAAAGCUAAGCAAUCUAUAACUAAGGCUGCUGAUCUGGGUGAUGAGAAAGCACAGACGUUUUUAUUGGUUAUUGAUUUAAUCAAUGAAACCGUUGGAGAUGCAAUUUCGGAUAUAUUGUUAGUAGAAACUAUUUUACAUUAUAAAGGAUGGGAUGUUAACGAAUGGUUGGCUUGUUAUGACGAUCUGCCUAAUUUGCAAUUGAAAAUUAAAGUCCAAGACCGCAAUGUCAUUACCACAGCAGACGCUGAGCGUGUUUGUCUCACACCAGUUGGUUUACAAGAACAAAUUAACAAUAUUGUAUUAAACUAUAAUAGAGCACGAUCAUUCGUGAGACCUUCUGGCACUGAAGACGUAGUGCGCGUGUAUGCAGAAGCCGCAACGCAAGAGGAAGCUGAAUGUCUUGCCAAUGAUAUCGGUAUUCUAGUGCAGAAAAUGGCCGGUGGUAUUGAACCAAAUUUGGUGCAUCCUAAUAAAAGUUUCCAAGCGCAUUUUUAAAUUUCAUAAAAAUGGCACAUAUUCGUUUGUAUGCGGUAUUUAGCAUUUGAUCUAUUUAUGGAGGAAUACUGUGCGCAAAAAUAUUAUAAUUUGAACAAAUUUUAAGCCUUAACGGUUCAACAGCAUUUUUUUGUUGAGAUUAACUGACCUAUGCCAAUAAAGAUGGCUUAUAAGUUCACACAAAAAAUUUCUGCAAAAUUGUUUAAAAAAAAAUGUUUCAUUUUGUAAUUAAAAACACAAAACAUUUCCCAAUAAAAAUUUCUCAUCACAUGCCUCAUAUAUAAUUGUCCCAAAGUGUUUCAUUCUCUUCCACAAUUACUAGACAUUAGCUCCAUCAAAAAACGCCCAGUUUCUUCCGUCUAAGAUCUGAAAGAUAGACUAUAGGGGGAAUGGAGUAAGAUCCCUGUUUCCCGUACAAGAAAAAUUAUAGAAAAUUGUCAAAGCGUUUAAAUGACUUUCGUU